GACAACAAGGGACGCCUGUUCGAAGUAACUAACGUUAGAUAGUCGUCGGUAUGUUAGGUUUCAGUCUGGCAUAUUAGAGUAAAACUUGUAUUUGUCACGUCCUGGUCGAUGUUUAUGGAUUCUCAGAAGUUGCUACAUCUUUGAAAGGACCUCCAGGUAACGUUGAAAAAAUGCCAUUACAUGGGAAAAUAGUCGUGAUUAAGAGGAGUGGAGGAGAUGGGACUGAAUUUCCUCUCACUGCAACAUGCUUAUUUGGAAGAAACACUGACUGCGAUAUUCGUAUUCAGCUUCCUCAAGUCUCCAGAGAGCAUUGCAGAAUUGACUUGAAUGAAAACAAAGAGGUUGUUUUGACCAAUUUGAGCUCAGCAAAUCCAACACGUGUCAAUGGAGAGGCUUUGCAGCAGUCUGAACGUCUGAAGCAUGGAGAUGUCAUAACUAUUAUUGAUCGUUCUUUCAGGUUUGAGUACCCUCCAGCACCCACACCAAAGAAGAGGUCUUCCAGAGGAGGCAAAACAGAAACCCUCAAAGUCCUGCAAGAUCAGCAAGACAGUGCUAUAGUUGGAACUGGGGAAAAGAGGAUCUCUGAAAUAUCCACAGAUCCUCAUCUUAAAGAUGCAGCUAACCAUGACAAUAUUCAGCGAUCCCUGGAGAAAACUGUGGAGAUGGAGUCCAAGGAAGAUGGCAGUCUGGUGCAAAGCAAGACCGCCUCCCCUUUCAAUGAUCUGUAUCAAAUGAUCAAAAAGUCUUUGGAUGUCAAGACCCCUAGGAAGUCUUCUGCCAGUCUGCUUCAGACACCUUCCGCAAAAUUUUGCUCUCCAAAACCUGGCUCUGUCAGAAAGAGUGAUGGAAAAUGUGUGAUUUUUACAGAAGACAAAAGCACUCCCAAGAAUGUUCAAGCUAAAGUUUUAAGUGGAACCCCAGAGUCUGUAAAGAAGCAGAAAAAAGUUGUCAAGCUUCCCUCUACUGAGACAGCUGGACCAACCGGGGAAGAAGCUGAACAUCCUACCAGGUCUGAAGCAACUUCACCUCGGAGGAGAAGCAGUGCAACUCCACAGAAGUUUACUCUGAGUGAGGUUAUUGAGCAAGUUACCGCUCAAACACCCAAAUCACCUGUGAGACGGAGGAGUAAGGAAGGCACACCUUCCAAACCUGCGGUGACUAAGCAACAAGACAAGCAAGCAAUGGCUUCUCCCAAAACUAAGCAUUCUCCUAAACCAUCACCAAGGAGCUCAGAGAAAGCUGCAAAAGAAGUGGCCAAAAAACGCAAAAGUGGAGAACUUGGAACAGACCUGCCAGCGCCGAAAAUGAAGAAGAAACGGGUUUCCUUUGGAGGUUUCCUGAGCCCAGAGUUAUUUGACAAACGGCUGCCUCCUGACUCUCCGUUACGUAAGGGGGCCACUCCAAGGAGAAGCUUGUCUCUCUUAAAACCCAAAGAAUCACUUCUUAGACGGGCAUCCGUCAUUGGCUUGCUAAAAGAGUUUGACAAAGACGAUCUUAAGAAGUCACCGAGUGGCAAGAGUGCUUCUCCUAAAACCCCAACAUCUGCAAAGAAGUCACCAAAAUCCAGGUCCACUUCUCCUAAAGCAGCCUCCCCUGGGAAGAACUCUCCCAAGUCCAGGUCCUCUUCACCUAAGGCAGCAUCUCCUGCCAAGAAGUCACCAAAAUCCAAGUCCCCUUCUCCCAAAGCAGCAUCACCUGCAAAGAACUCUCCCAAAUCCAGGUCCUCUUCACCUAAGACAGCAUCUCCUGCCAAGAAGUCACCUAAAUCCAAGUCCUCUUCUCCCAAAGCAGCAUCACCUGCAAAGAACUCUCCCAAAUCCAGGUCCUCUUCACCUAAGACAGCAUCUCCUGCCAAGAAGUCACCUAAAUCCAAGUCCUCUUCUCCCAAAGCAGCAUCACCUGAAAAGAAGUCUCCCAAAUCCAGGUCCUCUUCACCUAAGACAACCUCUCCCACUGGGAAAAGAAGGUCAUCUCAAGGAGUAUCCUGUCCUGCCCCUCAGGAAAAUGCCCCCUCAUCUGGUGUAACACCAGUGAAAACCCCCGUGAGUUCAGGAGUGCAGACGCCCACAGUGCAAGGACGCUUCUCUGUGUCACGCAUCAGCACACCCUCUCCAGUUAUCGAUGUCGACGUUGUCACUGACCAGGUGCCUUCACUCAAUGUUACCCCUAAAAUACCUAUAAGGAGGAAGAGCAUGAAGAGUGCCUCGAGGAAGACUCCGAGUAUUUCCAAGAGUGCUGUAAAAAUGAUGCACAGAAAGAGUGGCCUCUCACGAGUAUCAAUGAAAGUCGCAAAUUCCUGGGCAAACAUUGUGAAAUUUGGGGAAACUAAGGCUCCAGUUGUAGCUCCACCUAAAAAGAUGAUUGCUAAAAAGACAACGAAGAAGGCAGUACCCAAACCACAGACCCCUGCAAGAAAACUGAAGGGCCUUGUGAGCACUGGACAUGCAAAUUCACCUGCUACCAUAGUUGUGGGUAGAGCUCACAAACAAAAGGUUGUACAUCCAACUGGUGCUGCACCAAGAGUGGUCACCAACACUGCACUCCUAAAAAAGAACAUGAAAAUGGAUGAGGACCUAACUGGUAUUUCUGAGAUGUUCAAAACUCCUGUAAAUGAAAAGAGGAAGUCAGUAAUCAAUGAAAACAGUGCUAUGACGACACCAGCGGGAGGUCUUGGCACAUCUGUGAUAGAACCAUCAGUGCUGAACACACCAGAGGAGCCAGAUGAAAUGAUGGUGUCUCCACUGAGUGUUGCAUCUACAGUAAAAGGCAGACAAUACAACCGUGAGGCAGUACAACGCCUCCUUAAUGGAGACCAAGAAUCUAGCUUUGUUGAUGACAUCCCUGCCUUGGAGACUCACUCCGAGUGUAGUGAGGAGCAGCACACAGAUACAAAGACAACCUCUGUAACUACUCCCAAACAGAAGCCAGAAUUACCAGAGAGUCUUACUGGAGUUAAGAGAAUCAUGAAGACACCAAGACAGAAGGCAGAACCUGUUGACGAUUUGAGAGGAAAACUCCUGAAAACUCCUAAACAGAAGUCUGAACAGAAGGAGUGUCUCACUGGAAUAAAGAGGAUCAUGAAGACCCCAAGACAGAAAGCUGAGCCUGUUGAGGACCUGAGAGGGAAGAUUUUGAAAACUCCAAAGCAGAAAGCUGAACAACAGGAGUGCCUCACUGCAGUGAAGAGAAUAAUGAAGACCCCAAGACAGAAGGCUGAACCUUUAGAGGACAUAAGAGGGAAACUUAUGACAACUCCCAAACAGAAGCCUGCACAACAGGAGUGUCUCACUGGAGUUAAGAGAAUUUUUGAGACUCCCAAACAGCAAGCUGAACCCAUUGAAGACCUUCGAGGAAAACUUCUGAAGACUCCCGAAGCCCCAGAGGCUGGCGAUGUGAGCUUGGAUGGUGUUAAAGAAGUCCUGCAGACACCAGCAAAUGUUCAAGAAUCUAAGGACCUGUCUGAAAUGACAAAUACGAAAACUCCAGACAUGAAGAGCUCCCCGAUGGUAUGUCUCACAGGCAUCAAGAGAAUAAUGAAGACACCAAAGCAGAAAAGCACUCCAGUCGAAGACAUGGUUGGUGUGAAGAGGCUCAUGAGGACUCCCAGAGAGAAAGGUGAACCUAUUGAGGAGAACUUUGGGAUCAAGAGACUGAUGAAAUCACCGAGGCUGAGGGGUAUCGCUCCAGUGGAAGACUUUGAAGGACUUCAAGAGCUCAUGGAGGAGCCACUGACUGAUCCCAUAGGACAACUCGAGACAAAUGAGGAUGAAGAUCAAAUGCCUGUGGAUGAUGGUGUAGAUGUCACAAAAGAAGUAAAUGCAAAUGAAGUAGUGAAUGACCAUUUGGAGGAGCCAACUGGCAUGGAAACUAUCUCUCAGGCAGCUGCAGAUGAGAAUGUUACUCUGGAACAACCCAAAGUAGAUGCAGUCGAUGAGAAUAUACCUGAAGUGGAGAGUGCUGCUGGCAAAGUCACAGAAAUGGAUACAGCUGUCACGGAUCUUGGCAAUGACAAGAAAUCUGCUCGAGGCAGAAGAGCAAAAACAGUGGAAUCGAAACCAGCCCAGGAUAAACAAGAGGCACCAGAACCUUUGGAGGAGCCUGUAGUCGCUGCUCCAGUCAGAGGAAGAAGAGGGAAGAAAACUGAAGCUACAGCACCACCCGCUGUUCGACAGACGACAAGAGGCAGAAAUGCCAAGACCACUGAAAGCAGGGAUGUUGAGCUCACAGUGGAAGAAAGUGCUCCUCAGCCUUCUAAAGUCGCUCCUAAGCCUAAAAGAGGAAGAAAUGCCACAAAAGCUUCUGAUGAUCAAGUUGAAAUAAUCCAAGGAACUGUCACUGAAAUCGAAAUGGCUGUAGAACCCGAGAGUGAACCGAGCCCAGCAGCAGUUGAUGUCGACCACAAAGCAAAUGACAGUGCAGCACCACUGGAGAAGGCUGUGUUGAAGCCCAGGCGAGGGAGAAAAGCUCAACAACCUGAACAGUCGGUACCAGAGCAGCAAGAUGAGCCUUGCAUGCAGACUGAGGAUGUUCCUCAAGCUGAUGUGACAAAAGAAGCUGAUGCAAAUGAAGCCUGCAGUGACCAGAUGGAGGUGAUGCCAAGUGGAGCUGAAAAUAAAUCAGAUGCCAAGAAAACUAUUCUCCAGACACCGGAAACUGAGAGUUUGCCUGAUGUGGAGACAGCAGCUUGCAAAGUCACAGAAGUGAAUGCAGGUGACGUUGAGAAAAAAUCUGUUCGAGGUAGAAGAGCAAAAGUGGUGGAAUCUAAAGAGGCUGAGGAUAAACAGGAGGCAGCACAAUAUUCUGAGGAACCAGUUAUUACAGCUCCAGUCAGAGGAAGAAGAGGGAGGAAAGAGGAGGCUACAGCACCACCUGCUGUUCGGCAAACAAAGAGAGGCAGAAAUGCAAAAUCCCAAGAAAGCUCCUCUGAUCAGCCAGCUGUUGAAACACAGCUGAUGACUGAGGUUUCCAUUGAAGCUACGAGUGCCCAAACUUCUCUGAUAAAUGCCAGUCAAGAAAAUGGUUCUGCACCUCCAGCAGAAGAAGCUGUUGUGAAGCCGCUUAGAGGAAGAAAAACUAAACAAACACCUGUUGAGCCAGCUAAGCCAGAGCCAGAACAAAAGGACGCAGUGAGUGGUGAACAAGCGCAACCUCAGCAGCCCAUGCCUGCUACUGCUGCAAAACCCAGAAGAGGGAGAAAGACAAAGCUUGAUACUGAAGAGCAACAUGAGGUAGCAGAAGACACAGUGGUCAAGGUGGAGACCACUCUGCAGUCUGAGCCUCCAGUCAGGUCUAAGAGGGGAAGGAAUGCCAAGCAAGAAGUUGCGGUGGAGAACAAUGCCAAGACUGCAGAAUCCCAAGAACCUGUUCAGAAAGGAAGGAGAACAAGAAAAACUCAGCAAGACCAUGUAGAACCAAGAGAAGUCCAAACCACUGAAGUAGUUCCAGAGAAGGAAGAGGCUCCAGUUGCUGAACCAGUGACUGUAAAUGAACAGGCUCCUGUGGCCACAAAGCCCAGGAGAGGAGGCCGAAAAGCAAAACAAGACACUGAGAGUGUAACCCAUGUGGAGUCCACUGAGGUCCAAGAGGUCCCUGUUGUCAGCUCCACAAGCAAACACCAACGCGGAAGGAGAGGAAAACAAGUUUCUGAAGAAGCUGCUGUAACUGCUGAGGAUCCUGACUGUGACCUGGAAGCUGAAGAGAAGAAAAAUGCUGAGCCAGCUGCUCCAGUUGUUAAACCCAGCAAGGCAAGAGGAGUGAAAACUUCUGUGAAAAAUGAGAUUUCACAGACUGUCCCAGCGAAGAGAGCACGUCGAGGCGCAGCUCCUCCUCCUGAAGAGGCCAGUGCAGAAUCCACUGAGUCUGCUACAACUUCUAUAGAACCAGCAAAGAGAGGGAGACGGGCGGCAGCAAAGCCCACAAAAGAUGAGGCCACGGUGACCAGUGACCAUGCAAAUCCCUCCGAAGAUGUAAACAAGGCUGUUGUCAAAGACACAAAAACGUCCAAAAGAUCUGUCAAGUGGAAAUCAGACUUGGUCGUCAUUGAGAUUCCUAAAGCAACACCUGUAAAGGCAGUUCGAGGUAGGAAGUCAAAACUUGGAGACCAAGUUGAAAACAAAAAUGUGUCUCAGGAUGCCAACAAACCUGAAGAGGAGGAUCUCUCAGAUAAAGUUGCUGAAGCUCGGCCCGCCAAGAGAGCCAGGCGAGGGGCAGCUGCUGACAAAGCUGAAGCCACGAGCCACGUGGACCUUAAGGAAACCGCUGAAGCUGAAACCCAACCUAAAACACGAAGGGGAAGGUCGACAAAGAAGUAGACACAUUUGUAUAUAUUCUUAAUCAAAACAACUUUUUGUCCCUUUUAAAAAUUUUUGUACUUUGUUUUUUUUUUGUUUUUUUUAGGUUGAAAGACACUGUAGUAAGUAGUUUUAUAGACUGAAAAUGAAGCACUGCUUUUUGCUCAGUACAGCAGGGAAUCUUGUUUUUACUUGUUUUGUGACAAGUUGCAUGUUGUUUUUCUUAACUGGUUGUGCAAAUAUUUUAUGGUGAAAAAAGUGGUUAUUAAAUUUUCUACUACGAUGGAAA
Molecule: messenger RNA, 6579 nt
Organism: Amphiprion ocellaris (clown anemonefish)
Lineage: Eukaryota; Metazoa; Chordata; Actinopteri; Pomacentridae
Gene: mki67
Product: marker of proliferation Ki-67
Exons: 16
Coding region: 171-6311 (2046 amino acids)
Biological process (GO): regulation of mitotic nuclear division; regulation of chromosome segregation
Cellular component (GO): chromosome; nucleus
Molecular function (GO): protein binding
Source: RefSeq, a predicted model, not a curated record